Messenger RNA from Anolis carolinensis (green anole), 2628 nucleotides. RefSeq names its product ubiquilin-1-like. The transcript has a single exon. NCBI's taxonomy places the organism in Eukaryota, Metazoa, Chordata, Lepidosauria, Squamata, Anolidae. The coding region runs from base 732 to 2540 and encodes 602 amino acids. The record is from RefSeq and is a predicted model, not a curated record. Gene Ontology annotation, biological process: ubiquitin-dependent protein catabolic process. Gene Ontology annotation, cellular component: cytosol. Gene Ontology annotation, molecular function: polyubiquitin modification-dependent protein binding.
AAGGAGAUUAUCACACAACCCUGUUAAAGCGCUUGCUAUUGCACUUUAGCUGCUAUGGGAUUUGUUUUUAGGGAGGACCUGGAAAAUCCUCAGACGCAGAGCCCUGGGUCUCCUUAAACUGCAAACUCCACAAGUGACCAUAGCAGUCAAAGUGGAAUAACAGCAUGUGAUAAUCUCAAGUGGUAAUUUUAUUGCAAAGAGUCAGGAUUCUUGCAUGCAUUCCAUAUGUGAAUCUACCAGCAGAAAACCUCCAGGCCCAGAGUGUCUUGAAGAGGUCAGACGGGACCUGGACAGACGGAUGGUGGGGUGGAGAAGUGGGAGAGACCCAUGAAGGUCCUGCCUUCCCCCCCCCCCUCCACCGCCCAGGCUUGGCUCUUCUCUGUGAGGUCAGUGGUGAGGUCACAGUCCACCUGGGCUGACAGAGGGGAAGUGACCUGUGUGGGGGGAGGGGGCUUGACCAGCAGCUGAGGGGGAGCAGAGGAAGAUGAAGGAACCUGCCAGGCUGUGAGCCAGCGGAAGAAAAGACGGGCACCAUCCCGCUGGUAUGUGCACUCUGGCCUUGGCAAGCCUCGAGACAAAGGCGGGCAGCAGACCACUGGCCCCUUCCCACCUCGAAAGCGGCGCCACGCCGUCCUUGUCCCGCUCCUCCUGCUCCUCCCCGCUGGAACUCGCCUUCUGCUCCUCCUCCUGCUCUUCUCAUCCCCUCCGUCCCCAUCGUCCUCCGAGCAGUCAUGUCUGAGGGCAAGAAGGGCCCCGCCGGCCCCCGGCUGGUCAAGGUGACCGUCAAGACCCUCAAGCGCAAAGAGCCCUUCGAGGUUCCCGAAGGGACGCUGGUCCGCGAGUUCAAGGCCCUGAUCGCUGAGCGGUUCAAAACGCCGGCCGAACAGCUCUCCCUCAUCUUUGCAGGUGAGAUCCUGAGGGACCAGGACACACUGGCCCAGCACCGGAUCGGGGAUGGCGCCAAGGUCCACCUCUUCAUCAAGGCCCAGCGGAGGCUUCCGCCCCCCUCCUCUGCCCCGGCACCCGGCCCCUUCCUCCCGGCACUCUUCCUCUCCCAGGACAGCGACCCCAACGACGUGCUGGACCUCCUGGAAUGGUCCCAGCGGCCGGAAGAGCUGAUGGCCUCCUGCCAGGACCUGGUCACCCGCACCAUGGAGGAGAUGUUGCUCCAGAUCAUGGGCCUCGAGGACCUGGAGGUCCUGAGUGCCAACCCACUGGUCCUGGGCUUCCUGCUGGGAGUAACUGGCAUGAACAUCUUGGGCCUGGACGCGGCUGAGGUCUCGGAACUGGUGGAGGAGGCGGCAGCACAGGAGCAGGAGGCCGCCCGGCAGGAGCUCCUCUCUGAGGUGAUGCAGCACCCCUUUGUCCAGAACCUCUUCGGCGAUGCAGAACGAGUCCGGCAGAUGAUCCUCUCUGUCCCACAAGUCCGGCAGCUAGCCGAGCAGAACCCGGAGAUCGGGCACAUCCUCAACGACGCUGACUUUCUGCGGGAGAUGAUCGACGUGGCCACCAGCCCUGCUGUGAUGGACGAGAUCAUCCGCAACCACGACCGGGCUCUCAGCAACCUGGAGAGCAUUCCCGGUGGGUACAACGCCCUGCAGCAGCUCUACAACGACAUCGAAGCCCCCAUGCUCAACGCCCUCCAGGGCAGCGGCAAUGGCAUCGGUAACAAUGGCGGGGCUCCGGAAAGCAAGCCCAGCCCCGAGGGGGGCGGGCCCCUGCCUCGAACAGAGAACCGGGAGCCCCUGCCCAACCCUUGGGCACUGCAGUCCAACAGCAGCGGGGACCACGGCUUCAACGGCGACGGGGCCGACACCCUCUGGUCGCCCGGCUGUGUCCACAUCGCCCUCAGCUCCCGAGUCGGGGUGAACCUGACCAAGUCAGAGAACAUCCAGAACAUGGUGCAGCAGCUGACCGACAACCCGGCCUUCAUGCAGAGCAUGGUCAACGCGCUCUCCCAGCCGGACGGGCCCACCCAGGCCUUCCUGGCCGACGGCAAGGGCAGUCCUCCUCCUCCGCAGGGCUGGGCCCAACUGCUGCCCCCCAAAUUGGCUCAAACUGAAUGCGGUGCACUGCUGAGCAACCCCAGGGCGGUCCAGGCCCUGCUGCAGCUGCAGAUGAGCCUGCUGGCCCUGCGGAGGGAGGCGCCGGACUUCAUCCUGGCCUUGGUGGACCCAGACGCGGACCCUGAGAGCAUGGAGGACUCGGACGGAGGGGAGGAGAGCCCCUCCUCGGAUGUCGCCAGCCUGAUCUCGGCCGACGAAAGCCUGGAGAUGGAAAGCGAAGGGUCCAGAGAAGGCAGAGGAAGAGGAAGGAAACGAGGACGGCAGGAGGAGGAGGACGACGACGAGGAAGACGAAGGCGACGAGGAAGACGCGAUGGAGCAGCAGAGCCCCCUGGCCCCCUUGUACCAGGCCCAGCUGGAGCAGCUGCGGGGGAUGGGCUUCCUCGACAAGGAACAGAACCUGCGCGCGCUCCUUGACUCCGGGGGAGACCUGGCGGCCGCCGUGGAGAAGCUGACCAACUCCCGGGGCCCCUAGCCCCAGAGAAAUUACCCUGGCCUCUUAUAGGGUCACCCCACACACACUAAAAGAAAGUCCGCUUGCUGGAUAUUACCGUGGCCUCAGA